Armigeres subalbatus is the source of this 3456-nucleotide messenger RNA. RefSeq names its product zinc finger CCCH domain-containing protein 18. Gene Ontology annotation, molecular function: RNA binding; metal ion binding. Gene Ontology annotation, cellular component: precatalytic spliceosome. NCBI's taxonomy places the organism in Eukaryota, Metazoa, Arthropoda, Insecta, Diptera, Culicidae. The record is from RefSeq and is a predicted model, not a curated record.
CGGUCGGUCGGUAGCCAUUUUUGAUUUGCGGAUGAAAAUUUUGCACCGUUCAGCCAGCGAAGGAGAAGCACUUUCGGCGUGGUCCGGGAAUUUUAUCGGAUUUUAAGCCGGAAAUCGAGUUCUAAACGUCGUUCCCGAAUCGUCUUCGGAACACGGGAGAGUCCGUGCGUUUGAAAUUAUAUUAAUCGACAGUGGUCUCCGCUCUGCAAAGGGAAAGUUAGUAAAAGUAGUAGCACAAAAUUGGUGAUCGAUGUUUAAUUAGACCAGAGUAUUAAAAUUCCCCGCAAUGGUCAGGGAGAAAGUGUCUCCGCCUGCUCCUCGAGCGUUUUUACUCGAUGAUGUUUGUACGAAGAAAAUGAAGUACUCCGUACCAUGGAUAGUGACGAUUCCAGACCCGGUUCGUCUGCGUCCAAUAGUUCCGGCUCGGAAAGUCCAUCCAGUCCGGGCGCACCGGGUGUUGCCCAGGAAACGGCAGAGGCGGACGGUGCUGAACUGCGUCAGUCUCGCUCGCGAUCCAGAUCUCGGUCACGGUCGGUUUCCCGUUCGCGUUCGCGGUCGCGUUCCAUCUCCAGUUCCAGAUCGCGAUCCAACACUCCGGCAUCGAAAAAGAUUAGUCCAGCGUCUAGUCCCAAGAACUACGACGAUGCACCGUCACGGUCGAAUUCGCCUUCGUUCCGGAGCGCGGAGAAUUCGCGCAAUUCUAUGGCGCAGAAAUCGCCCAGAAGUCGCAGCGGCUCUCCGGACGCUGGCCGUUAUAAACGGUCAAGGUCGGGUUCGAAGGAAUCGAAUCGAUCGGACACUUCUCCGAAACGGCAUCGUCACCUGUCGCGGCAUUCCAGCGGAUCCAACCUUAGCGAAAAGCUGAAGGGAGAAGAGAUAUCUGACUGUGAGAUAGAAUCCGAUCAGGAGGACAAGGACAAGAGAAGGGACGUUGAUAAAAUGGACGACGGUGAGGUGCCAUCUGGACACGGUGGAGUUAAGGACACAUUGGAUAUGAGUCACGAGGAUCUCAGCGAUGUGAGUCUUGAGAGCGAAAACGAACAGGAAAAUGAGAAGGAUAGUGAUCGUGAAAGCGAUAAGGAUGAUGCGGAGGAAGACAAAGAAGACGGUGUCCACCAGCGUGGCGAGGAAGAUGAUGCACCGCCGCCAAGGGAUAACGAAAAAAUCAAAAUAACAGAUUUGCGCCAAAAACUGGAGGAAAAGAAGAAUCAGCUCCGCAACAUGGAGGACAAACAACAGACCAACGGAACGAUUAGAGCUCACGAGAGCUUGUUGGACGCCGAUAUCAUCGAUACGAAAAACGAUGAAGACGCUCUGGACUUUGAAGCCGAGGAGGGCGAAUGCAAUGAUCCGCCGAAGGAGGUGGAGAAAACGGAAACGGGCAAAAUUCCGGUCCAGGCUCCCGAAUCCGACAAGAAGAAGCACUCCGAGGCAGAGCUGGAGGAAGGAGAAGAACUGGAAGAAGGAGAAGUAUCCGAUGAGGAUGAAAAAAGACCGGAGGAGACGGAACCCAAACCGGUAUGUCGGUUCUACACUCGAGGGCAGUGUACUUGGGGAAUGAGCUGUCGUUUCCUGCAUCCCGGAGUAACGGACAAGGGCAACUACACCAUGUUCGAUAUGGUGCGCCCCGUUCCGAUUCCUCAUCAACCGCCGCCAUACGCCGCUCAUCCGGUUGUUUAUCAAUCGGACUAUCGCAUCGAGCGUCCUCCAAUGCAUCAUAUGGCCCCGCAUCAUGCCGUUCCGUAUGGAGGCGCAAGUGCUUUGCCACCACAAGUGAGAGCCCAGGACCCAGUCGGCGAGAGUGCUUGGGAGCGGGGCCUCCGAACAGCAAAGGAGAUGAUGCGUAAAGCCACUAAACGCAAGGAACAAGAUAUAGACUUUGAAGAUAAGAAGAUGAAUCUUUCGCUAACUCAAGAUGAGUUGGAGAAAGAUAAUUAUUAUACACGAGGAUCACCAGAGUCACCAUCAUACGGUGGACGUCCCCCUGCAGCGGCUGUGCCGUAUGAGUUUAACGCCCCGGUGACAGCCAAAUUCACUCGGCCAGCACCCGCAUUCGAGGAGGAUGCCUUUGGUCGCACUCAUCGCUACCGUGAGUUACCUUCCCAUCGAAUGCCACAGUACGAGGACGAAGAUCCAUCCAAGCGUCGUAACCGAGCCACCCGAGAAGUGAUCGUCCAACGUGCCGACGAAUGGAACGAUCCGUGGAUGCGUUCUAAAUCACCUGCACGGAGAAACGAUCUUCUCGACGGGAACGACGCAGCUAUAGCAACAGCUCAUCGUACAGUAGUUCCAGCAGCAGUUCCCGUUCCGGAUCCAGUUCUGAUUCAAGCCGUUCGCCCUCACCCACCACAAAACGUCCCCGAUAUGACAGUCACCGGUCGAAAGAAAGUGAUCGCCACGCCACAACACACGUUCGAAAGGUCAUUCGUACCCGAUCGCCCAGUGCUAGCCCGAGACGAGUCCGUAAAGUUUCACCAGUUGUUGCGAAAAAACGCAAUGCUUCACCUCUGCCGGAUAAGAGAGUUAUCGAAAAAUCUGUUUCAACGAAGCGGAAAAAGACUUCCCCAGCGCGCAAAACGUCCACCGAAAAGCGCAGGCGGCGAUCGAGCUCUUCUGGAUCGGGCUCGUCCGAUUCUAGCGAUUCUGGCUCAGGAAGUUCGUACUCGUCCAGUUCAUCGACGUCGUCUCGAGAAAAGUCCAAAAAAUCCAAGGCUGUCGAGAAGUCUUCAAAGACCACAGUAUCGUCAAAGAAACCAGAACCGAAGAAGUCAUCAAGUGAUUCAAAACCGAGCAGCCAGGUCAUUCCACCGUCAAGUGCAGCUUUGGAGAAGGCAGCGGCUAGUGCAAGUGCUGCUAAGAAAUCCUCCCGGAGGGAGGAGCUACUUAAACAGUUGCGGGCUGUGGAGGAAGCCAUCGCUCGGAAGCGAACAAAAAUUUCCUAAAUAUCUCCCGUUUUCCUUUACGUCCAUAGUAAGCCCACACAUCAAGAAUUCCAUUUCAAUCAUUUUGACCACAGCGAGUUAACCUUAGAACGUAAUGUCGAUGUAAUAAUCUCAUGAGAGAUUUGUCGUUUAAUUAGUAUGACACAUUUCCAUCCCUCCAUAAUCGCACAAUGAAUAGAAAAUUACAGGAUUGAUACAACAAAAGUAGGGUUGUAUCCACUCAGAUCUGUUAUUUUGUGUUCGCCGCAAUUAGCUUGAUUGUUUGAACAAUCGACCGACCUGCACCGUUGUACAACAAUUCAGUGACAUUAGGUUUGCCAUCAAAUUAAAAUAAUCGAACUCAGCUGAUCCCAUCCCAUCAACGUUUUCCGUAGAAGCAAGGCAUUACUACUUUAUCGAAGUAAUGCAACCGACGUACAUACGUGUGACAUUGGCGUAGAAUACUGCUCUGGACUAGAAACAAAAAUAUAGUGAUACUGGUAAUAGUAACUAAACAAUAAAAGUUAAAACAUCA